Danio rerio (zebrafish) is the source of this 5298-nucleotide messenger RNA. The record is from RefSeq and is a predicted model, not a curated record. Lineage: Eukaryota; Metazoa; Chordata; Actinopteri; Cypriniformes; Danionidae.
AGCAACAUGGCGGCCACGUAGGAGACCACUCUUCUUUGAGUAUACAAACGUUUUUUAAACGUAAAAUUAAUAAAACAAAGAGCUGUAUAGCUAGACCAACCAAGAUAUGACUACUGGAGCGGUAUUGUUCAUAUCAGUUAAAAGAAAUCAUGGCCGAGAACAGAAACAUCGGCGUGCGACAAAUAACAGACGCGAGAGAAAGUCGGAGCAGAACUUUUAAAGUUGCCCCGAAGAAAAUGAAAACAAAGAGACACAUGAUCGGACUUAAACAGUCACAGUCUCCUUCUUGUUAUAAUUCGAACAACUGUCACAAAGAUUUUACAACCCCAAAACGAAGACCAAGAGUCAGAUUCAACGGUUCCUACGGUGGAGAUUCGCCUAAUGAGACUGAAUCCCCGCAAGAUAUCAUCUGGGAUCCAAACUCACCCACGCAAGAUUUGAAUGGACAAGGUGAUGGGAGAGUCAUUGAAAUAUCAGAGAUUGUCAACAGAAUUGCACCGACAGUUGAGAAAACCAAAGAUGGAGACUCGGUGCUCCAGUGGAUUGGAGACAGUGCCAUUCCUUGCACUCCAGAAAUUCGACAGCCCAGAGUCAGGAGGAUCUCCACACGGCAGAGCAAUGUUGAGGACUUGAAGAAACUUGCAAAACAGUUUGACAUCAGUAUGACUCGCCAGGACAAAGAGAAGGCACAAGAGAGCACAGAAGGAAAAAAUAAACUUAAUAAGCUACAAAGUGAUGGUGCAAUGACAAUGCAGAGAUCACCAUCAAUCCCAGUCUUGUCUGCAAAGCUAGAGGAAGAGGAGCAGGAGCUUCAGGCGCUGUUUGACGGUCCCACUCAGCAUGUAAGUGGGAGACUGAGCCCACCAUCAGUAAACUGCACUCCAGAAAACACAACUGAACCGGUAGCUCAGGUUGAUCUGAGAUCGAGUUGUGCAUCUAAAACUACAAAUUUUGACGAUGACUGGGAAAAUGACGACCUGCUAAAUGACUCGUUUGUGUUAGAAAUGACACAUAAUCCAGGUCCUAUAAAUGUACCUCAGAAACGAAGCACUGCUCUGCCUGAACCUUCCACUUUAAAAUGCCAUUUUGUGACCAAGAUUAAUCAAUCUAAUGCCAGAAGCAUCUGCACAGAGAGUCAACAGAGUACCAGUAAAAGCAGCACCUUUAUCAAGACACUUCCCGAAGUCAAUGCAUCAAAUCAAAGCACUUUUAGGCCGAAGCCAUCCACUUCUGCCAAGAAUCAAAUUACUGAGAAGCUGCUAAAGACUGCGCCUGUGAACCAAGUAAACCAGCAAGCUUGUUCAUCCCAGCAUACAGGAAAAGCGGAGCUUGAUGAAGCCUCCAAAAACAGCGGAGCUUCAAGCCAGGCCUCUUCUCAGUUUGAUGGGGUUUCAGAAGAGGACAUGAAGUCUCUAUUUGAUUCUGACGGUCUGUGGAAUGAUGAAGAUGACGAUCUGCUUUUCAAGGUUUGCGACGAUGUGGAGAAGUUAUCUGCCAGUCAGGAACAGCAAAAACUUGCACAUGAGUCUAUAAGCUCUGCCUCUAAAGCACCUUCCUCUUCCAACACCAUUGGCCAAUCACAAGCACCCACAAAGUCCAUACGAGUCUUUGCUCGCUCAAAUUCGGUACCAUGCACAAGUGGAAGCUCUGGGUUUAUUCUGGGAUACAGUGUGUUACCAACUUCUGAAAGUUCCGGCUCUGGUUCAGGAAAUCAGAGCGCUCAGCAUUAUGGGCAUGCACAAAACAAUUCAGACUUAGCACACAAGACUGGAGUCAGAGCCAUGGGCUCUUCACAGACUGGAGGAAAUACUUCUAAAUCCCACCAUUGCACGUUCAAGAGACAUCUGUCAGACUCUAUGACGCUCACCAACAAAGUUUUUAUUUCUUCCCACUCGACACCCAAGUGUUCAGCUGCUGAGAUAGAGAGGAAGAAACAGGAAGCCAUUGCAAGGAGGAGAUUACGGAUGCAGGCCAGCCAGAAAACUGGAGCACCUACGUAAGAGCCGGUACUCUACCGAAUGCACUGGGCUGAAAAGGACUAAAUUAUGGGAUCAUGACGACACUGUAAGCAUUUCAAUGUAGCGACAGAGUAGCCUAACACUAAUAUGUGUGUUUUAAGUAGUGUUGUCACAAUACUGGAAUUCGAUACCAAUCAGUACUGAAAAAAAAAAAAAGUCAAUUUCUUGCUAACAUUUGAGCACAUUCUUUAACACAGCUGAUUUGCCAUUGUGUUCAUGCUCAACAGAAAUGAUUGGCUGUGAAGGUUAUCAGUUCACCGAACUCACCUCUGUUUACAGAGUGUGACAACAGAUACAGGGACACUGGAGUGUUUUAAAGACACGAAGAUCAGCUGGUUUGUUUAUAAGCUGACAUUCAAGUGAUCCUCUGAUUAAUCGACUGAUCUUCAUGGCUUUAAAAUGCUCCAGAGUCUCUGUAUCUGUGGUUACGUUCAGUAAAUAGACGUAAGUUUGGUGAACUGGCCAAUCAAUGGUGUUUCUGUUGAGCAUGUGAACGCAAUGGCAAAUCAGCAGUGUUAAAGAAUGCAUUGAAAUGUUAGCGGGAAAUGGAUGUUUUUUAAAUUUCAGUAUCGAUUGGUAUCGAAUUCCAGUAUCGUGUCGGUACUCUACCCUAUGCAUUGGGCUGAUCAGGACUAAAUUAUGGGAUUAUGACACUGUAACCAUUUCAAUGUAGCAACAGGAGAGCUUAACACUAAUUUGUCUCUAAGUAAUGUUGUCAUGAUACUGGAAUUCCAUACCAAUCGUUACUGAAAUUUAAAAAAUGUCCAUUUCUCACAAACAUUUGAGCGCGUUCUUAAACGUCGCUGAUUUGUCAUUGUGUUCAUGUGCUCCACAGAAAUGAUUAGCCAUCAGUUCACUAAACUCACCUCUGUUUACUGAAUGUGACAACAGAUACAGGGACGCUGUAGUGUUUUAAAGACACGAAGAUCAGCUGGUUUGAUUAUAAGCUGAUAUUCGAGUGAUCCUCUGAUUAAUCGACUGAUCUUCAUGGCUUUAAAACGCUCCUGUGUCCCUGUAUCUGUGGUUACAUUCAGUAAACAGCGGUGAGCUGAUGACCUACGCAGCCAAUCACAGUCAUUUCUGUUGAGCAUGUGAACAAUGGCAAAUCAGAAGUAUUUAAGAACGUGCUCGAAUGUAACGGAGAAUGGACGUUGUUUAAAUUUCAGUAUUGAUUGGUAUCGAAUUCCAGUAUCGUGCCAGUACUCUACCAAAUGCAUUGGGCUGAAAAGGACUAAAUUAUGGGAUGAUGACACUAAUCAUUUCAAUGUAGCGACAGAAGAGCUUAACACUAAUUUGUCUCUUUUAAGUAGUGUUGUCACGAUACUGGAAUUCGAUAGCAAUCAGUAAUGAAAUUUAAAAAACAUCCAUUUCCCGCGAACAGUUAAGCGUGUUUUUAAACACAGCUGAUUUGCCAUUGUGUUCAUUUGCUCCACAGAAAUGAUUGGCCAUGAAAGUCAUCAGUUCACCGAACUCACCACUGUUUACUGUGUGUAAACACAGAUACAGGGACACUGGAACGUUUUAAAGUCACUAAGAUCAGCUGGUCUGUUUAUGAGAGGACAUACGAGCGAUUCGCUGAUAAAUCGACUGAUCUUCAUGGCUUUAAAUCGCUCCAGUGUCCCUGUAUUUGUGCUUACACUCAGUAAACAGCAGUGAGUUUGGUAACCUGGUGACCUUCGCCACCAAUCACAGUCAUUUCUGUUGGACACAAUGGAAAAUCAGCAGUGUUGAAGAACGCGCUCAAAUGUUAGCGGGAAAUGGACGUUUUGAAAAUGUCAGUGCUGAUUAGUAUCGAAUUUUAUUAUUGUGACAACACUACCUAUAAGAAAAUGUUACUUGAAGAAAUCUUCUGGAUAAUGUACCAAAUGGGUGCAGUAUAACACCAAAAAAAAAAGCAAUUUCUUGCACAUUUUAGUUUCAAUAUUACAACCCAGUAUUGUGAGUAAAUUUAACGUCUGAUGUCUUCACAAUUUUUGAUGAAACAUUUUUACAGUGUGCCAUCUAAAUUGUGAUGGAACGGAUCCUAGAUUUCGGAUCAUUUCUCAGCAUGUCAACUUUUAUUCACUCAUUCCUGAAGAUGUAAAAAAAAAACUUGAAUUUUUUUGUCGAUCAAAACCUAAAGGUCCUGGCGAUCUUGUCUAUUUGUUAUCUUUAUGUUUUCCGUUCAACACAAUUGUGUUUCAGUAUUAAAAGAAGCAAACGAAAAUAAGAAACAAGCUUGGCUUUGUGUAUUGUUGCCUUCAGAAGCCUUUAUUAAAACAUUUCCAACGUCGACUGCAAUCUUUGGGUCUCUGUCAUUGCCUAAUAACAGCCUAAUGAUAUUAUUACCUCCAGAAAUAGCAAAUACCUUCAUGUGUAAUGCUCUUAAAAUAUAAUUUCUAAAAAAAUUGCCAUUUUCGGAUCUAAUAAAACAAUAUCUCUUUCCAGUUACAACCCGUCCACAUCUGGUUUAUUGUAUAUGCUCAACAGAAAUUACUGUGUUGGCCGUGAAAGUCAUCAGCUGAAUUCACAGCUGUUUACUGAGUGUAAACACAGUUUCGGGGACACUGGAGUGUUUUAUUGGCACAAAGAUCAGCUGGUCUGUUUAUAAGCGGACAUACAAACGAUCUGCUGAUGAAUCGACUGAUCUUCACGGCUGUAAAACGCUCCGGUGUCCCUGAUCUGUCGUUACACUCAGUAAAAUAGCUGUGAGUUUGGUGAAUUGAUGAUCUUCAUGGCCAAUCGCAAAUCAGUGGUGUUAAAGAAGGCGCUCAAAUAUUAGCGGAAAAUGGGCGUUUUUAAUAUUUCAGUUCCAAUUGCUAACGAAUUCCAGUAGAGUGACAACACUACUUAUCAGAAAAUGUUACUUGAAGAAAUCUUCUGAAUAAUGUACCAAAUAGGUGGAGUAUAACAUACAAAAAAAGCAAUUUCUUGCACAUUUUAGUUCCAAUGUUACAACCCAGUGUUGUGAGUAAAUUUAACGUCUGAUGUCUUCACAAUUUUUGAUGAAACAUUUUUACCGUGUGCCAUUUAAAUUGUGAUGGAACGGAUCCUAGAUUUCGGAUCAUUUCUCAGCAUGUCAACUUUUAUUCACUCAUUCCUGAAGAUGUAAAAAAAACUUGAAUUUUUUUUGUCGAUCAAAACCUAAAGGUCCUGGCGAUCUUGUCUAUUUGUUAUCUUUAUGUUUUCCGUUCAACACAAUUGUGUUUCAGUAUUAAAAGAAGCAAACGAAAAUAAGUAACAAGCUUGGCUUUGUGUAUUGUUGCCUUCAGAAGCCUUUAUUAAAACAUUUCCAACGUCG